AUGGUCCGUCUACCACUGCCCCAGCGCUUCAUCAGCUCCAAGAGCACAACUCCCAUCCAGCAGAGUCGAAACCCAAGUCCAUUGAGGUCGCCAAUGGAUUCCACACUAACACUCAAGGUCAAUGUGAUCAAGGGAAGGGAUCUAGCAGCAAAGGAUAGAGGUGGCACGAGUGAUCCUUACCUGGUCGUCUCCCUCGGAAGCGCACGCGAGUCGACCCCAACGAUCAGCAAGACUCUGAAUCCCGAUUGGAAUGUCACGUUUGAGCUGCCCGUAAGCGGCGUACCCCUCUUGGAGUGUGUGUGCUGGGACCGUGAUCGCUUUGGGAGGGAUUAUAUGGGAGAAUUUGAUAUUCCAUUAGAGGAGAUUUUCGCCGAGGGCGAGACUCAGCAUCAGCCCAAAUGGUACACAUUAGAGUCCAAGCGGAGACGAGGCAAGAAGAAGGAGAGUAUAGUCUCAGGGCAGAUUCUUAUCCAGUUUUCUCUGGUUGACACUGCCAAUCUCGGCGCAAAUCCUGCCGAUACCUAUCGAAAAUUCAGAUCCAUCGUGUGCGCUGCAGAAGAGGAAGACGAUACCGCGCUAGACUCGGUUGAUCAGGAUGAAAAUGACAAAGAUGAAGAGACUUCGGACGAGACUGAUGAUCCUACCAAACCCGAAAUCGUGGAAAAGCGAAGGCGUCGGUUACGUAUCGCGCGACUGAAGCGUAAAUCACUCGCCGCAAGAGCAUAUCAAUUCUCAGGCGCCUCGAACGGGGUUCAAGGAGUAAUCUUUCUCGAAAUUAAUAAAAUCACCAACCUCCCACCAGAGAAAAACGUGACUCGAACUUCCUUCGAUAUGGAUCCCUUCGUGGUAACAUCACUAGGACGAAAGACUCUUCGUACGAGGGUCAUCCGCCAUAAUCUGAACCCUGUUUAUGAUGAAAAGAUGGUGUUCCAAGUCAUGAAACACGAACAGUCAUACACCAUGAGCUUCACAGUGGUUGAUCGUGACAAAUUAUCUGGGAACGAUCUUGUGGCAACCACCGAACUCCCACUUCAGACAUUGAUAGCAGCUGCUCCAGAGGCCGACCCCGAGACGGGUUUGUACAAAUUACAGGAGCCAUCUAAGCCAGGCCAGCCAUUGCAGUCUCAAAGAUCGCGCUUUCGGCUGCCCAUGUCGCGCUCCAACUCUGCAAGUAGUCUGAGCAAGUCGUCGAAACCAACUUUAACAUCCCAGUCGUCCAAUCCUUCGCUUCUUACCACACAAACAAGGUCUGAUCAAUCUCCCCCGACCCCUCCUACUACCGUUCCUUCUGAGAUGAGUCCUCCACUUCUUGAUGUCCCGAGCACUAGUAGUCUCUCGUCAAAAAUUGAUGAAACACCUCCGUCGCCUCAAGGCUCUCUGGCUAGCGAAGAUCUCAAGACAUAUACAAUUCCGCUUCUGUUGAAGAAUAAGGAGAGAUGGGAGGACAAAUACUCCCCAGAACUUUACAUAAAGGCGAAAUAUAUGCCGUAUAAAGCUCUUCGGCAACAGUUCUGGAGGGUCAUGCUCAAGCAGUACGAUGCUGAUGAUAGCGGCGGGCUAAGUAAAAUUGAGCUUACCACCAUGCUUGAUACUCUCGGGUCGACUCUGAAAGAAUCUACUAUCGACAGCUUCUUUAGCAGGUUCUCUGCCGAGAACGAGUCAGGUGAAUUUAACGAUUUAACCUACGAUCAAGCUGUGAUCUGUUUGGAGGAUGCUCUACAGAAAGUACAGAAGAGUAACUUUGGCGGACUCGACUCCAAGCUUCGAAAACUAGUGCCCAGCUCUCUAUCUUCGACUGGGGAUCGUACCCCAGACACUUCUUCUGGUGCGGAUGAGACAACUGAUUUAGAGGGCAUGGAAAGCCAGCCACAGCAAUUAGAUCUGUCUGGAUUCCCCGAGGGAGAGCAGCCUUCUCCAGGAUAUGGUGAAUUGGCACCUGAUGACCUUGCGGAUGAGCGAGGUGAAGAGCACAUCAUUGAAAUCGGGGAAUGUCCACUAUGUCACCAGCCACGUCUGAGCAAACGCUCUGAUGCGGACAUUAUCACCCAUCUUGCAACGUGCGUAAGUCAAGACUGGCGACAGGUUGAUAAUAUUGUUAUGGGAGGCUUUGUUACGUCCAGCCAAGCACAGCGCAAAUGGUACAGCAAAGUUGUUACUAAAAUUGGAUAUGGCGGAUACCGGCUUGGUGCCAAUUCGGCGAAUAUCCUGGUGCAGGACCGCAUCACCGGUCAAAUAAACGAAGAGAAAAUGAGUGUCUAUGUUCGUCUUGGUAUUCGCUUGUUAUACAAGGGUAUCAAAAGCCGCGACAUGGAGAAGAAACGAAUUCGGAGGAUGCUCAAGUCUCUAAGUAUAAAGCAAGGGAAGAAGUAUGAUGAUCCAGCAUCUGCUAGUCAGAUCGAGAGCUUCAUCAGUUUCCAUCGACUCGAUAUGUCUGAGGUUCUGGAACCCGUAGAAAACUUCAAGACCUUCAAUGAAUUUUUCUAUCGCAAAUUAAAGCCGGGCGCAAGACCUUGUUCAGCCCCCGACGAGCCGAGAAUCGUGGUCUCUCCUGCUGAUUGCCGCAGUGUGGUUUUUGAUCGCAUUGAAGACGCUACCAAGAUCUGGAUCAAAGGCCGAGAAUUCUCUAUAGAGCGUCUGCUAGGGAAGGCUUAUCCAGAAGAUGUUACACGUUAUAAGAACGGCGCUCUUGGAAUAUUCCGACUUGCACCCCAGGACUAUCAUCGUUUCCAUAUUCCUGUGGACGGAAUCCUCGACACCCCGAAGACCAUCGAAGGUGAAUACUAUACAGUCAACCCGAUGGCCAUUCGUUCCGCUCUCGAUGUGUAUGGCGAGAAUGUCCGAGUACUAGUACCCAUUGACUCUGUGGCUCAUGGUCGGGUAAUGGCGGUAUGUGUUGGUGCCAUGAUGGUUGGAAGCACCGUGAUCACUCGGAAACCCGGCGAGAAGGUGUCUCGUGGCGAGGAAUUAGGCUACUUUGCUUUUGGCGGCAGCACCGUUGUGCUACUCUUUGAACCUGGAAAAAUCAACUUUGAUAGUGAUCUAGUUGACAACUCCAAGGGUGCACUCGAAACACUGAUUCGUGUAGGCAUGUCCAUUGGCCACAGCCCAGAUGUGCCGCAAUUCGAACCUGACGUGCGGCAAAAGGAGCAGGAGAUCUCCCAAGAGAUGAAAGAGGAAGCUCACCGUAGGAUCGUGGGGUCAUUGGCGUUGGGUCAAUUGCGUUGGUGGGGUCGCUCAUCGAAUCAGAAGCCUCGGUCGGGCGCGUCUAUCUUCGGAAGCGCGACCCGUGCUUUUCAAUCCAAGUUACUCACUCUGGGUCGCUUCAUCUUCGACAGAAUUUUGCGCAUGGGAACGGUGUCACGAGAAAGCGUCAUAUGCGGAGGACAAACAGCACGCAAAUUACUGUCGAAAACUACGAUUGAUCCAUCGGGAAAGAGGGGUGUGAGGGUCAUAGAUCCGCUGAAGACCACCAAGUACCACGAUCGCGCGAACAAGACGAACGAUAGCAACAACGUUUUUACGACUUUCACGAAAACUUGCGAAUUUUCGCCGACGCAUAUCGAAUUACCUGCUAUGACCACCACGGUCUUGACGGCAACAUCCACAAGGACCGCUCGCCGUGAACCUUUGAAAGUGAUCGAUAUGGCGGCGUCGCAGGGCCGACCUGCGUCGUCGUCGUCAGUACGCGGAAAUAGUGAAAAGGGAAAAGGGACGCGAACCAGCUCGCGCUUGAAUGCAAAGGACGAUGGUGACGAUGAGGGCGCUGCUCCUCCGAAAUCAGCACAUGGGAGACCUACGCGAAAUGCAUCGAAACGAAAUGCCGCUGAGUACGACGAAGAUAUUGGAGGCUUUCAGUUUUCGCGAGCGACGGUCAAAAAGUUGAAAUCAGCGCCGGCUGUAAAUAACGUUGCAAUAGAAGAACCAGUCGUGCACUCACCGCGAAGAGGACGUCCGCCAAAAUCGCAUCCGGCUGAAUCAGCCGAAGAUACAACAAUUGAAGAUGUUGGAGCUGGCACAAAAAAGACCAAAGCCACCAGAGGACGGCCAAAAAGGGUGUCAGCAGAGUUACAAGCUGAAGUGCCGAGUAGACAAACUCGAAAACGUGACGAAGAGCCCCCGUUUCCGAUAGAGAAACCUGCAAAGAAAGGUCGACCCGCCAAGACAAAACUUCCUGUUGAUAUCAGCUUGCGAUCGCCGGAGCCUUCUCAAGGCGCUACCUCAAAAAUUGCUUUACCUGUGGCCGACACGCCCGUCAUAAGAAGGAAUAAGGAAAUGAGGGAAGGACGAGACGGAAAGGGACAAAGAAGGAAUAGCUUGGGAAUGAGAGGUCGACGAGCAAGCUCGCUGAUAGACUCAGGAGCAUCAAACGCACUUCCGCAUAAAGAGGUUCCGACCUCUGAAUUUUAUAAACACAUCGCAAGCGAUGGAUUGCCGGAGCCCCGCCGGAUGAGACAGUUGAUGACUUGGUGUGCGACUCGUGCGUUAGACGAUAAGCCCUCAGGAUCUCGUUCUGAUGAUGACAGCGCCAGAUUAGCAGCUCGAGUCAUACAAGAGGAACUACUUCAGGAUUUUUCGAACAAAUCCGAAUUAACGAACUGGUUUGCGCGAGAAGAUGCACCUGCUCCUGCGGUCAUUGUCAAGAAGCCGAAUCCGAAAAAUGUACAAAAUGCUGAGAAGAUUAAAGAAUUGGAGGAGCAAAUACGAAAAUUACAAAAUGAGAGACACGCACUCAACGCGUUACUGCGACAGCCUUCAAUACCACCACUAGGACCGCCUCCUAGCGAGCCGACAGCAAAAGACGAUGCUACUUCAAAGAAUUUGCCAGUCAUUGAUGAGGCGAUAUUAGAUCUUUCGCAGCGAACAAUAAUAACCACGCUCGCACCCGACGGCCUUCGAAUACAUCGUGAAGGAGGACCAAGUGACGAGAACAUACUUCCUACAUCAACGACCAAUCCGCCUUUACCACCUGCUACAAUAUCUCGCCGCCUAUCACGUAUCACUUCGCAUCUGGCUCCGACACUGGAUGCCUUUGCUUCAGGACUUCAUGACAUUGAUAUUUACCGCUCCACGGCAGAUCGUCUUUCCCAUCAGAUACUGAAAGUAUGCUCCGAUCGUCUCGAAGAGCGAGACAGCCGAAUCGCAAAGGGCAUCCUUGAAGACGAUGCUCCAAGCAAAGCCGACUCGCAUGGGGAUGGCAACAGCAAAGACACUCGCCAAAUGGCAUUGCGGACACGACAAGCAAGACAGCAAAAGGAAGAUAUCAGUCUAAUAUUAGGGGCUCUAAGUCGUGUAGAAAGGAGAUGA
Messenger RNA from Talaromyces amestolkiae, 5304 nucleotides. RefSeq lists its product as uncharacterized. The transcript is spliced from 13 exons. The record is from RefSeq and is a predicted model, not a curated record. Gene Ontology annotation, molecular function: phosphatidylserine decarboxylase activity; calcium ion binding. Gene Ontology annotation, cellular component: MIS12/MIND type complex. NCBI's taxonomy places the organism in Eukaryota, Fungi, Ascomycota, Eurotiomycetes, Eurotiales, Trichocomaceae. The coding region runs from base 1 to 5304 and encodes 1767 amino acids. Gene Ontology annotation, biological process: cell division; phospholipid biosynthetic process; chromosome segregation.